AUGGAACGAACAGAGAAGGCCGACUCCGCAGAUGGAAGGGUCUUUCCUCAUUUGGUUGUGGGUCUAGCAACAGGACAAGCUAGUCCUACUCUUCGAUCAAGAUCCCUUGAAUUGCCUCAAGAUGAGACUCAGGAUUCUGGGGAAGUCAUUCCAAUUGCUAAAAGAAGUUGUGCAGUCACUUGCAAAUUUUCGCUAAAAGAACUUCAAGUACUUUGUGAAAUUCGAGUUGAUUUCAAGAAUUUGGCAGAAAAUGGAGUGGAUUUUCUCCCCGCUGUGAAGGCUCAAGGCUGGGAUGGGUAUUUCAACAGGCUCUCAUGCCCCAUCUAUGACAAGCUUGUGAAGGAGUUCUGGAAACAUGCUGAAUGUGAUGAUUAUCAAGUUGUGUCACAUGUGCUGGGCAAGAAGAUCAUCAUCUCUAAAAGGUCUAUAGCUUUGCUUCUGGGCGGUGAAACUAUCAAAGGCUAUAGAUUUCAGACUAAUGAUUCCAAGUCAAAGAAAGUCAAGGAUAACAUCAAUUCAGUGCUGUAUGCCAACUGGAAAUCUGGGAAAUCUGACUACAAGACAAAAGAUCUUCAUCCUGACUUGAGAAUCUGGCACAAGAUCAUGCUUAAUUGUCUUAAUCCCAGACCCUCUGGAAGCUCUCCUGACUACAUCAACUUCAAUCAAAAAGUGAUGAUGUUCUUCAUCAAGACAAAUCAGAAGAUUUGCCUCCCUUACUUCCUGUUCACCUAUCUGAAAGAUUGCAUCAAGAAGUCAAGGACAACUGCUUGUGAAAGCAAGAGCACAAUCAAGUAUAUUCCUUUUGAAAGGCUUCUGUCUGAUAUCUUCGUUGAAAGCAACUUGGUGAAUGAGCUAUUCAAAGCAGGAUGCACUGAAGAUCUAACUACUCUCACUGGAGAAGCUUUGACCUCUACGACUCUAAAAAGGAUGGGACUGAUAGACAACAAGGUUGGAGCUGCCUCUGUCACUAAACCGGCAGAAAUUAUGAAGAGAAAAAUUCCCAUUGAUGAUUUCCCUCUCUGGUCCAAGGCUGAUGAUCCAGAGGCAAUCUUGCAUUACAUCAAUGAUCUGAGGAGUCAAGGUCUGGAUAUUGAUGUUGAUGAAUUCUUCAGGAAUCUCCCAGAUGCUCCUGAUUAUGAUGCUGCUCCUAAGAGGAAGCCAAAGAGGAAGAAUGUUGAUGCUUCUGAUGCCAAGGAUGACUCUGAGGAUGGUAACGAUGAUGAGCCACCACCUCAGAAGAAGAAGAAGAAAGUCAAAAUUGUAACCAAGGUUAUCCAGCAGGAAACCCAACAAGCACCAAGGCCUACGAGAGUUACAAGGUCCUCGGUAAGGAACUCAAGCAAGUUUGUAGUUCUUUCUGAUGAUGAUGAAUCUGAUGAUGCUGUUAUUGGUUCUUCUCUCAUUCCUACCCCAACUUUACCUCCUCUCUCUCUCUCCCAAAUACACCUCUGUCAUGAAACCAAACACCAUUAUCUCCACCAAAACAACCACCACUUGUUCAUCACCACCCAAGCCCUCAAAAAUCCAAACUUCUAUUCAAGAUAA
Molecule: messenger RNA, 1545 nt
Organism: Lotus japonicus
Lineage: Eukaryota; Viridiplantae; Streptophyta; Magnoliopsida; Fabales; Fabaceae
Exons: 1
Coding region: 1-1545 (514 amino acids)
Source: RefSeq, a predicted model, not a curated record